GUCGGUUAUCACUCGGAGUCAGUUUAGUUCAAAUCGCAGAAGCAGCACAGGCAGCUUGUGAGGCAGGGCGACAAGGACACUCGAAGCGUUUUUGUCCUGGUCCUCCAUAUAAUGAUAUUUUUUUAUAAAAGAAAACAACUGAGAAGUCGGUGGCUGCUGGGAAUUCAUAUGCUGCUAAAAACCACGAGGAAAAGAAAAUGCAGCAAGAGGACACAAGGCGAUGGGGCCGGGCAACAAGCGGGUUGAAUGCACCAGCAGGAUCUGGCUUUCACGUGGUUUCCUUUCUGCCCUCCGCUCCUCUCUCGCUUACAACAUUGCAGAAUCAGGAUUGCAGGUUGCAAGGCCGGUGAUAGCCCCACAUGGCCACAUGUCCCCUGAGACCGUCUCUUUGUUAAUUAUACGGAGACACAGAAGUAAAAGAAAAAAAAGGGGAAAUGCAGUAACUGAAGAAUGUACUGCAGUGUAGUGAAAGAGAGCGAUGUUCCCAGUGACGCCAGUAAUGCACCUCACGGGUGGCGGUCACGGACAAAACCGGCUCCUGUGGUCAUAAAAAUCCAUGCUUCUUUUCUAGUACUCCCCCUGCCUCACGGCUGACACCUUCCACUUCAAGCCUCCUCCAGUUCAGCUGCGCUGCACCCUCCCCUGCCGCGCGAGCUUAAAAGCAGAGGCGCACGCAGCAGAAGCGCCCAAAGCCGCCGUCACAAGGUGAGGAUUACUGCUAGUGCUAGGUAACCAGAGCCCGAGCACAAGCACAAGCACAAGCUGGUAUCGCACAUCCCUCCCCUGCCAAGCUUGGAUGCGAGAAGGAUAGGAGAAAUGGCUGCGCAGACCAUGCAAUGCAGGGUGAGUGGUGGGGGUGGGGAGGGUGGUGGUGGCACGAGGACGUUGGAGUGCCUGAGGGGAAGGCUGCUCGCAGAGAGGGUGGCAUCCAAGGCUGCCAAGGAGGAGGCCGACCAACUGACCAGAAGGCUGGACGAGCUGGAGAAGCAGCUCGCCGACGAGGUCAAGGUGAGGAACAAAGCGGAGAGGAGGCUCAGGAAGGCUAUCAAGAAGCUGGAGUCCCUUAAGAUCCUGGACGUGGAGCUCUCGGACGGCUCCAUCGGGUCGCUAUCCUCCAAUGGCCGCUCCGGUCACCAGGAGCCGGAGUUAGAGAGGAACAAUCAUGGCUCGUUGAGCAGCAUUGGUUCUGCACGGUCUGGCCCUCCCGGAGACGCUGACAGUGCCGGGGCCUCCUCCGCCGGUUCCUGCAAUCAGGUGAACUCCUCCCAGGACGGGAGCUGGUGCUCAGUUGUGUCCGAGCAAUCCCAGGCCAGCCCUUGCAAGGAUCUUGGGGGCACCUACAACUACUGCAGUUCUGGGGAGAGUGCCGGUGAUCAUGAUUCAGAUAGGCACCACCUUGAUGCUUCCAAUUUCUCUGUAAAAUCAGAACAAGACUCCCGCGACGAUGACGAUGACAGGGACAGGCUAGCGCUGGUGCUGGUAGACCCUCAGCUCGUUGUAGGAGCGGGCGAUGAUUCAAGAAAGGAAUACAAGGAGGCGCAAACCGCAGAUCCCCAGGCAGGGACUCACGAGGAAGAACAAGAGGAGAACAAGCUUGCGAUCGUUCUAGCCAACCCGCAGCCCCAGCCCGCCGCGGAAACGGGCGCGCCGAAGCCGCACUGCGACGUGGAGUCCGUUCUCCUGGCGCUGCGGCGGGUGAAGGAGCAGCUGCGCUACACGAUCGAGCGGAAGUCGGAGCUUGUCGCGCACCGGGAGCUCUACGGCCACUAGCAGCGGAGUGACGUUCGUAGUGUUGUUUAGGGUAGUAUCUUUAUAAAAUGGAAUAAGAUCUGCUCAUGUGGUUGUAUUGUCAUACUCGGGAGGAGUCACACUGUUUACAACAAAUGUAUUCCUUGUUUCUUUUUCUUUCAGUUAUGUAUACAACGAGAUUAGCCUACCGCAACUUGUUUAGACUAAAAGACUCUGUUGUUGUAUGUAUGUAUAAUGGGAUUUUUUAUA
Messenger RNA from Phragmites australis (common reed), 1998 nucleotides. RefSeq lists its product as uncharacterized. The coding region runs from base 817 to 1770 and encodes 317 amino acids. Lineage: Eukaryota; Viridiplantae; Streptophyta; Magnoliopsida; Poales; Poaceae. The record is from RefSeq and is a predicted model, not a curated record. The transcript is spliced from 6 exons.